This is a messenger RNA of Plasmopara halstedii, 312 nucleotides long. RefSeq lists its product as uncharacterized. Bases 1 to 312 code for a protein of 103 amino acids. The transcript is spliced from 2 exons. NCBI's taxonomy places the organism in Eukaryota, Oomycota, Peronosporomycetes, Peronosporales, Peronosporaceae. The record is from RefSeq and is a predicted model, not a curated record.
AUGAGCACAGGUCCACAUGCAGACGAUCAUAAACAUCUCACCGAGUCGCGAUCGACCUUACUGAAAGUCGCUGUGAGUUUUGGGCUUGUUAAACCAGAUGAGCUGCUUUGUGCCAGGUAUAUUGACUCCGACCACAUUGGCAGCCUUGUUCGCUUUCCACUUCGAAGAACGGCUCGUUCAUGUGAAGGCGAGCGGGAAAACUGGGGAAAUCCCGACAAAGCUUUCAUCUACGAGCUGACAGCCUCCACUGGAAAACCUUGUCCAGUGGAGGCUCUAUUGUACGUCAAGAUAAAACAUGACUUUGGCGAAUAA